CGCGCCGCCAGGGGCCGCCGGGUACUCGCGCUCGCGGGGCCGGGAGCACGCGAGAGACCCGCGCCUUCCCCGCUGCUGUGGCGGGCAGGUCCGCGCGGGAGCGUCCGGCGGCCUCCGGAGCCUGAGGAAACCGAAGCAGCAUGUACCAGGGACACAUGCAGAAAAGUAAAGAACAAGGAUAUGGAAAACUAAGCAGUGAUGAAGACCUCGAAAUAAUUGUUGAUCAGAAGCAGGUAGUAGGUGUAACCUUGAAGAAAAAGUGGCACUGUCUUCAAAAAAGUGACCUGACCCUGGCUUUGGGAAAAGGCUCUAGGGCGGCAGAUAAGGCUGUUGCCAUGGUGAUGAAGGAGAUACCGAGGGAGGAGUCUGCAGAAGAAAAGCCCCUCCUUACUAUGACAUCACAGCUGGUGAAUGAGCAACAGGAAAGCAGACCCCUCCUGAGUCCCUCCAUCGAUGACUUUCUCUGUGAAACCAAAUCGGAAGCAAUAGCAAGGCCAGUAACAUCCAAUACAGCUGUAUUGACCACUGGCUUAGAUCUCCUCGACCUGAGUGAACCAGUCUCUCAGACCCAGACCAAAGCCAAGAAGUCAGAGCCCUCAUCAAAAACCUCAUCCCUCAAGAAAAAGGCUGACGUAGCUGGCCUCAUCGGCACGGAUGCUGAGCAGAGAGGCCAACCUCUCAGAGCCCCGGAGACUUCAUCCUUAGAUCUAGACAUUCAAACACAGCUGGAAAAGUGGGAUGAUGUGAAGUUUCACGGAGAUCGAAACAGCAAGGGACAUCCAAUGGCAGAGAGAAAAUCGUGCUCAUCUAGAACUGGAUCAAAAGAGCUCUUAUGGUCCUCAGAGCACAGAUCUCAACCAGAACUGAGUGGUGGGAAAAGCGCCCUCAACUCUGAGUCGACUUCAGAGUUGGAAUUAGUGGCUCCAACUCAGGCUCGACUCACCAAAGAGCAUCGCUGGGGAAGCGCAUUACUCUCUAGAAACCACUCCUUAGAAGAAGAAUUUGAAAGGGCAAAAGCAGCAGUGGAGUCAGAUACAGAGUUUUGGGAUAAGAUGCAAGCAGAAUGGGAAGAAAUGGCUCGGAGGAACUGGAUAUCUGAGAACCAAGAAGCCCAGACCCAAGUAACCAUCUCGGCUAGUGAGAAGGGAUAUUACUUUCACACUGAAAACCCAUUCAAGGACUGGCCUGGAGCAUUUGAAGAAGGUUUAAAAAGGCUGAAGGAAGGGGACCUGCCAGUCACCAUCCUGUUCAUGGAAGCAGCAAUUCUUCAGGACCCUGGAGAUGCAGAGGCAUGGCAGUUCCUCGGGAUAACCCAGGCAGAGAAUGAAAAUGAACAAGCAGCUAUUGUCGCCCUCCAGAGGUGCUUAGAAUUGCAGCCCAACAACUUAAAAGCACUGAUGGCUUUGGCCGUGAGUUAUACUAACACUGGCCAUCAGCAGGAUGCCUGUGAAGCUUUGAAGAAUUGGAUUAAGCAAAAUCCAAAGUACAAGUACCUUGUGAAGAGCAAGAAGGGAUCUCCAGGCCUCACCCGGCGGAUGUCUAAGUCCCCAGUUGAUAGCUCUGUUCUGGAAGGAGUGAAGGAAUUAUAUCUGGAAGCUGCCCACCAAAAUGGAGAUAUGAUCGACCCAGACCUACAGACAGGUCUAGGGGUCCUGUUUCACCUGAGCGGAGAAUUUAACAGAGCAAUAGAUGCAUUUAGCGCUGCCUUAACUGUCCGGCCGGAGGACUAUUCACUAUGGAACCGUCUCGGGGCGACCUUGGCGAAUGGAGACCGCAGCGAGGAAGCGGUGGAGGCCUACACGCGAGCGCUGGAGAUCCAGCCGGGCUUCAUCCGGUCCAGAUACAACCUGGGAAUCAGCUGCAUCAACCUGGGCGCCUACAGAGAAGCGGUCAGCAAUUUUCUCACUGCCCUCAGUUUGCAAAGAAAGAGCAGGAAUCAACAGCAAGUUCCUCAUCCUGCAAUCUCUGGGAACAUCUGGGCUGCCCUCAGAAUUGCACUCUCUCUGAUGGACCAACCAGAACUCUUCCAGGCAGCUAAUCUUGGUGACCUGGAUGUCCUCUUAAGAGCUUUCAACUUGGAUCCUUGAAGAAAGAAUAAUACCAGUACUAAUAAUCUUCGAUCUGUGUAAUUGUACUGAAAAAUGAAAAACUAUUUUAUUAUGAAUUUCAAAAGGAUAAAUCAAAUAUUCAAAAGGCCAUGGUCAUAUAGCCCAAGCAAAUUAAUUCCUAUAGACAGUGCCCAGUCUCUGUUCAGAUCCAAAAGCACAAAAUGUUGUCUGUAGCGUCAAGGUCAGGCUCAGAGGAAGAACUGAGAGCUGAAGAAAGUGUGUGGAAUCCUCUGCACAAGUUGCAGGCAUAUUGCGACACGCGUUCUUUGGGUUUCUCUCUUCACUUGCAGCUGACGCCACAUCCGAGGAGCUUGUUCAGGGAAACCUGGAGAGAGCACUGCUUCAGACUGGGGAAACCUGACUGUUUCUGAACUGUCUCCUUUUGCAAGACUGAGCAUAGCUGGGGCCACUGGUGCAUGCACAUAUAUUAACUCGUGACUAAAGACAGGCAUUGCUUAAACCUGUUCCAAUUUUAACUUUUACUGUAGCCCUUGAUUCCAGAGAGGGAGCUUUGCUGGCAAAAGCAGUUUUUGCACUAGAAAUUUUUGCUGUUCCCAAUCUAAACUUUUCUGGGAUUGUAUAUAUGCACUUUAAUAUCUUAUUUAUGCCUUGCUGGAGUUCUGUUUCGUUGCUCCAAUUUUUAACUUGGGGGUGGAAGAUUUGAGAACUCAGCCUCAUUCGAUCAACGGACCAAAUAAACAAUUCCUGAAAAUAGUUUUUCAUAGUGUAGGGUUUUGAAGGAAUGUUUUUCUUAAAGCAGAUAUGAUGACAUAGGUGUAAAUGUGGCAAACAGAUCUUUUCAUGCACAUGCUUUCUGGGACUGUAUGAACAGAAGUAAGACACAAGGUACUACUGUCUCUCCACGCAUUCUCUGCAGGGAGAAAGUCUGGUGAUCUCGUGAUUUCUAUUGAGUUCAGUUUAACUUGCUUUAUCAUCAUAUUUUACUGGCUUUAUAACUGCCCUGCACACCAAUAUUCCUUUUAAACCACACAUAUUUUAAAUCAUAUUUAUUAAGAGUGAUAAAUAACAUUUUUUCCUAAAAAUUAUGUGUUCUUGGUUUCAUAAUAAUCUGCACUGUUUAUCCCCUUGCAUUCUAAGUGACAGAAGAGCAACAUCUUCAGACUGAAUCUCACUGGAUGCCGGUGAUUUGAUAUGAAAGCGCAUGCUCUUUGGCUCUCUGAGUAUUUAGCAAGUAUCGGGAAUUUUCUAUUGGCAGUGGUGUUUUAACUGGAUAAAUUCCACUUAGUUUCCAGAAUGUUUUUAAUGUGUUUGGGGCUUGGUGAUUAUUUUAAAAAAAUAAUUUUUUUUUAAGAAUGAGGAACACUGUUUGCAAAAUGCUAAUCGAAAUACAGUUUUGCCAACGUCAGGUCUGGAAAGUUAGCCCAUUCUUUUUGACGUCGUCUCCUUCCUUUGUCUAGAACCUUCCCCAAGGUAGUCUGACCCUAACUUUGCUUUAUGUUCUUUGGUUAGUAAUCUCAUUCCACUCAUGAUUAUAGUUGCCCACUGGAAAACAAAACAACAGCAACAAAAACUCCACAGAAUUGGGGUCAAAACAGUCUAACUGCCUGAGUGAUCAGCUUCUCCUGAGAGGCAGGUGUGCACAUGCGUAUAAAUCGAAUGCUAGGUGCAGUAAUAAAUCCUCUCCUCUGUUACAUUUGAAGUCCCUGGGUUGUGAGGGGGCCUCAGCUGAACAGAAACCACAGAUCCCGGAGGGUUAUGUAUGUUAUAAGCUAUUCUAGUUCAUAAAGACAAAGCGCUGAGGGCACUGUGGGAAUGCCGGGUUUUGAUACUCAUUGUCAAAGCUCACUUGGGCCAGGCAGUAGCUCCAGCUGCUCAGCAGAAGGCAAAGGGAUUCAGGCAUCCUCAAGGGCAGCAGCGACCAUCCAGUCUCAGCCUGUGCUUCUCUACCAUCUCAGCAGCAAAGUGAAGCUCAACAGUAUUUUCAAGAAUGGCAUCUGAGAGUUGUAGAAUUUGAGAAACUCAGUCCGGUAAGGACUCUUGGAGACAGCCUCCAAACCACGGCAGGGGCUGCUUGACUAUGCCUGAUGGAAAAUAUGCCUGACGGAAGAGCAUCCUUUCCCCCCCUGCUCCUUCCUCCGACCGUCUCCAUACCUUGACCAGCAAGUCAGCUUCAAUAGUCCACGAGGAUUCUCUGAACAAAGGAUUCGAAGCAAACUCUGCAAGAGUUCUGUCCGUGAUGCCACUCUACACUUCGAGCAGCAACUGAAUUUGCAGCCUGAAACUAGUAUAAAUGUCAAAUAAUUAAUUUGUUGCUAAAUGGCGGCAAAUUCUAGGGCCCAGGUUUGAUUUUGCUAUUGGAACACAAACUCCAAGGAGCUGUUUUAGGGAAGACUAGACAGUCUUCCGUUCUCACCAUCAUUUGGCAAUUUGCAGAGCACUUUACUAGGACUUUCGCCAGUAUAUCUAGUAUCCGUCAGAUCUAAGAUUUUUAUAGGCUGUCAAGAAGUCCAGAAUUACAGCCCAAGAGGAAAACAGUUGCAUUUUUUAAUAAAAUCUUUUAUAAAAUUAAGUAAAAACCAUUAUUUAAAAAUGAGCAACAGUUUAUAGGAGCACCACCAAAAAAUAAGUGACAAGACUUCAGAACAGUCUUUUUGUAUAAAUCAUGUAUAGCAAAUGUUUGGUUUUUUAAAAGGGCAUCUACUUUAUUUUUUGGCAGAACUAUUUUUGGUGUGGCAUAAGAUUGUCAUUUAAAUUACUCUUUCCAUUUGAAAGGGGGGGAAUCCUUAUAUCCCUUCUGAGGUACUCUGAGAAGGCUUGCGUUUCCUUUCUCAUGUAUUAAGGCAUAACAGCCUGACAGCUCCUAGAAGAUGAUUUUUUACUAGAAUGGCCACUCAGUUACAUAGACGUUACUUUCAGGGGCUGACUUUGCCUGCAAAUUGGAUGAAAACAUAGAGAAAGCCAGUGAUCACUGCUGAGUUUCAAAACAUGUUAUAACCGUUUCUGGUACUAAUUCUAUGGGCUGCUGUACCUUCCUGGUGAGGAGGAGGCGGAGGGAUGGGGAGAGGAGCAGGAAUAAAGAUCCCUCUUACUGGGCCAAUCAUACUGAUUGAUUCCCUUUACUUCCUCCAGAACUCACUCCCCAUGACUACUGAAAACCAGGCAGAUCUUGUCCACCAAGAAACUUUAAUAGAAAACGAUGAGCUGUGCUUUCCCAGCCAAUCUGGGAGAACUGAAAAGCGUGGAAACGUAACUGGACAGGAAUGUCCGCUUAUGUUUCACACACUCACUCUCAGAGUUUCAUGCCACUUCCCUCAUUCUUCUAAGAGAACUAUGAUAUUGAAUCAUGGGCCCCAUGUCUAAAUACUUGUAUAGAUAAAUAUUUCUGGUAUAUUCUUGCCAUACAAGUGAGACUAGAGCACAGUUGCAGCUAGUCCCACUUAUCAUAACAGCUUCCAAACUCUUUAUCAUAAACUUUGUGAGCUUGGGAAUAUAGAGAAAGCAAGUUGAUCAUGCUGAGACCUUUUCUUAUUUGCUGCUGAAUCCAUUCCUCAAGAUUGGACUGGACUUCAAGUUAGCUGUUGUAGAAGUGGUGGUUGUUUCAUAUCUUGAGAUACUUCUAGAACAUUCUAGAAACAGGAUAUUCUAAAGGCUUACUUCAGAUUCCAUCCUUUUUGAACCCUCUUAUUUUAGAAAUGAUUACACCUGCACACUUAUGAUUUCAACCUUGUAAAAUAAUUUCAAAUUCAUUUCUUAUCCACAUUUUACUCUCGUUUCCCUAUCAUCUCAGUAGUUACAGAACCGGCUGAAAUUAAACUGUUUUGAACUAAGAAGUAGAUACAUAUAUAUAUAUAUAUAUUUUUUUUUUUAAAGAGUGUUCAUAGAUAAAUUCUGGCAUAAAGGUUGUAAAAAAGCGAUUUUUUAAAAGCAAAACAUAUAACCUCAGGUACAAAAAUAUUGCAUGCACUAGUACUUGCAAAUCUGCCUACUCAAAUAUUAACCAAAGCAUGCAAGAUAACUUGACUGAAUGUAAAUUUACACAGUGCAUGAUUAAGUCUUACAGGUUAGCUCAUUGUUCCUUGCCUCUAUACAAGGGAGCAUUUUUGUGGACUAUGCUUUUCUUAUCCUAUCCUUGAGAUCGUUUUCAUGCUGUCACACUGAACUUGGCAGAUAUUCACACAUCUGGUUUGUACAGGGUUCCCAGGGCCAAAGUAAUCCUCUGAAGAAUCUGGGUACUUAGACAUCUAAACACUUCUUUAAAAACCAGUUGAGCCACAACAGAUCCAAAACCUAAAGAAAUCCAAGUGUCUGGACACUGCUAAACUAAAUCCUGUUGACUGUCUCAGCAUAUAAAGACUUGGACUCUAAAUUCUUCAUAAUGCAUUUCAAAAUUUUUCUAAAAGUUUAGGAAUACAUUAGAAAAGCUGAUAUUCUAAAUAAAGUGAGGAGGUUGGGGUAAUGUCAGGCACACCAAAAUCAUCACACAGCCAGGUAGAUAUGGGGCCUUAAUUUCCGCAAAUGUCACAUCAUGAGUGUGUGAGGUGUCACAACGUUGUCUGAUGCAGCCCUAUUUGUAUGGUAGUUGAACUGCUUGGGCCAAAUAUCCCAUGAGAAACUGGACUUGAUCACCAGGUCUAAAAACAUGUGAUUUAGGGAGUGAUGAGGUGAUUUCAUGUCACUCACAACCAACUCUGAAAUCCUCUUACUGCCUUCUCCUGUAACCCCGAUUUUAUAAGGAGACCAGAAAGGGAGAGAGCAGAGCUCAGUGAGACCACAGGGUCUUAUGUUAGAAACCGCUCUGUUCCUCAUCCAUACACCCCAGUACCCUCACACCCAUACCAUAAGCUCAAAGACAGAAUUCUACACAGUCACACAUAGCAAAGAUCCCUGUGAGGAGGCAUUAAACAGUUAAAGAGGAGAAAAACAGAAACUUAAACCUCGAGGUUUAACAACCUCUUACGUGGCAUUUUGCCUUGAAGUUUCCCCUCCCUGCACCCUCUGCAGAAAUACCACAAUAACACAGUCCAGAGACAAGUGUGCCAGUCUCAGAACUGUUUUCUGAGGACCUUCUCUGUAAGAGAAAACUAACUUGCAGUGCUGCAGAAUGUCACAGCAAAACCUGAUGAGCAACGUGGGAUACUUUCAGAAGCCUGCACUCAAAACAAUAUUCAGAUGGAAACAACAGUUAGGCAGGUCUUUGCCCAACUGUAAAAUGUGUAUCAUCCUUUGGGGGAGUGGUGGUGGUCUUCAAAUUUCUUGGAAAGGGAAAUGGUGUCACACAAAAAGACUAAGAGGUAUGCACACCCGACGAGGUAAUGCAAGUAUUUGGCAUUUUCACUGAGAUAUAGAAUGUUUUUUGCAUGGAUACCACACAAGAACUCUGCCACGUGAAAAAUGUGUCCAUGAUGGACUACAUUACCAGUAGUUAAAGGAAAUACAGCAAACCUAAGUUUUUACCAACUUCCUUUCAUUUUCUGCAUAUAUCAUCUAACCUGAACUUUCUUCAAUUCGCAUUGCCCAAAUUUGUUUACAUUGGUUGAAAAAAAACCCAUUAUUAUUAAACUUUUUACAAACUGUAACAAACAUUUAACUAUUUAGAAAAGACAUUUCUAUAUAUUUUGUAUAUCUAUGAGUAUUACUUAUCUAUUCUAAAAAUGUUGUUUUCAGACAAAGUGUUCUGUGAUGCUUCCUCAUCAUGAUCACAAAUGUUUAACAUCUUGGGAUUUCAUUUUCAAGCUGAAAUAGAUAACAAAAAAUUAAGUUUAAAUGUUUACAUUAGGUUACUAAAUUAACACCAAUUCAAAUUAAGUGACCUAUAGUAAAUUAAUGGCAGUGGGGGGUAGAUCUUAAAGUUAUUGGCAUAUUAUGUGAUACUGUAUCAGUGAUGUAGUGAGAUCAGAUGUAUCAUAGCACAACUGUUGAGUAUCAAGGCUUCAUCUUAGUAUUUCCCUGCAUCGCUCUUUGAAAUAAAAUUACUACCGUAAAAUAACCUCAUCAUAUCCAUGUGUUUACUCAGUUGGCUUCUAUUUUGCGUACCGAGAUUAAGGUAGUAUUUUCAUACUAUUAUUGGAAGCAUGCCUUCCCUUUUUCACAUUAUUAAAUUGUAUUUAUAUUUGUGCAAUUUUAAACUAUGGUUUCAAAUAAACUGCGGCUUCAGGGUCUUUUCAGGAAUCUUUCAAAAUGGGAUUUGGGGAUCAGAACUGCUUCUGAUUAAAUGGAAUCCAAUUUGUACUAGCGGCUAAAGGUCCUUUUUCUGAAUGUCACUACAUAUGAUUUUGCAUGAGUUAUCUGGAAAUCAGGAAUGCAUUUUUGGAUAUACAACAAAACUUUAAAAAUCUUCCUCCUUUGUUAAUUUUUUAAGACUAAAAUAUUAUCUAACCUGAAAUUGAAUUUUGUGAUUCUUUUAGAAUAAAAAUAUUAAAAUAAA
This is a messenger RNA of Callithrix jacchus (white-tufted-ear marmoset), 8493 nucleotides long. Lineage: Eukaryota; Metazoa; Chordata; Mammalia; Primates; Cebidae. The record is from RefSeq and is a predicted model, not a curated record.